Molecule: messenger RNA, 1763 nt
Organism: Monosiga brevicollis MX1
Lineage: Eukaryota; Choanoflagellata; Craspedida; Salpingoecidae
Exons: 3
Biological process (GO): transmembrane transport
Cellular component (GO): membrane
Molecular function (GO): ABC-type transporter activity; ATP binding
Source: RefSeq, a predicted model, not a curated record
AUGACUGAUUGGUCGUAUUGCGGUGCACACGUGCAUGCGCACCCCAUCGCGACAUCGGAGGGGCUCAGCCGCUGCUUUCUUCUCUCCCUCAGCUGCCUGGUCCUGUUCUUUUACAGCUUUGUCUUUAAUGGCAUCGCGGGCGUGCUCGCCAAAAAAGACCCUCAUCCUGCGGCUCUGCCUGCAACGCAAGCGCGUGUCACCGUCUUUGCCGCCGCCCUCAUCGCGCUCGUCUACCUCGCCGAGGGCAUUGUCCUUACGGUCCAGGAUGGCCCGAUUGAGGUCGUUAUUGUCACCUCCACCUUUCACCUAGCUGCCUGGCUCUUUGCCAUUCUUCCCCUUCGACGAGCGCACCGCCUGGCUCAACCCUUUCCUCCGGUGACUCUGCUUUUCGUCGGCUUGGCCGUCGUCUUUGCUGCUCUCGAAGCCGCCUCCCACAAGCGUCAACACUACUUUUUCUCCGACCUUCAACACAACACCGACCAUGACGUGCUCCUGGCCGGCUUUGCCACGCGCGCUGCUGUUCUCCUGCUUCUUUUUCUGCUUGGCUUGAAUAACCUGUACCAGCGCUAUCGUCAGAAACAGGCUGCCUUGCCGCAGGGCUCCACUUCCAUCAAUGACGCCGACGAAGCAGCCCCCCUGCUCAAGAGUGAGGCCACGGUAACAGUCCCCGCGCAACCAGAUGGCACCGUCAAGCAACGCGAGGGCUCUACCUUCCGUGGCCUAGGUUCCCGUGCGGCUGUCAUCUGGCCCUUUAUCUGGCCGCGUGCCCAGCGCUUGCUACAACUUCGCGUGCUGCUCUGCCUUGCUCUCCUUGCUGCCGGCCGUGUUGUCAACCUCUACGUGCCCAUCACCUACAAGCGCAUCGUCGAUGCUCUCACCCCCGACACGGACAAUAACGAUCCUCACCCAGCCUCCAACGCCACCCAGCUCCAACACAUCCUCCCCACGACCCUCAUCAAUCUGAGCGCCCGUCUCGGAGCCGACCCCUCGACGCCCGUCACCGUGCCUUUCCCUGUCACAGCCAUCCUCAUCUAUGUGGCCAUGCGCUUUCUCUCCGGCGGCGGAUCCGGGGGCAUGGGCUUGCUCAACAACCUCCGCACCUUCCUCUGGAUCCGUGUGACGCAGUACACCUCGCGUAUCGCUCGAACUGACAUGUUCAGACACCUUCACUCCCUCUCCCUCCGCUGGCACUUGUCUCGCAAGACCGGCGAAGUCUUGCGCAUGGUGGACCGAGGCACCGACUCGGUCAACAGUCUUCUCUCUUAUGUUCUCUUCAGCAUUCUGCCCACUCUCGUGGACAUUGCCAUCGCCUGUGUCUACUUUACUUCCGAGUUCGGCCCCUAUUUUGGCCUCAUCGUCUUCACCACCAUGAUGCUCUACAUUUACGCCACGAUUGCCAUAACCGAGUGGCGCACCAAGUAUCGCCGCUCAAUGAACACCCACGACAACCGCCUUCGCCAAAUGGCCGUAGACUCGCUCCUCAAUUUUGAAACGGUCAAGUAUCACAACGGCGAGCAAUUUGAGCUUCAACGCUAUGACGACAAGAUGAUCGACUACUUGCACCACUUUUGGCUCUCCAAUGCCUCCCUCAGUCUCUUAAACACGGUUCAGAGUGUCAUCAUCAUAUCAGGCUUACUGGGCGGCACACUGCUCUGUGGUUAUCUCGUUUCCAUUGGACGUCUUACUGUUGGCGAUUUUGUCCUUUACGUCACCUACGUCGUGCAGCUCUACAGUCCGCUCAAUUACUUUGGCACCUACUAUCG